Messenger RNA from Cladocopium goreaui, 7756 nucleotides. The record is from the annotation of a GenBank genome assembly. NCBI's taxonomy places the organism in Eukaryota, Dinophyceae, Suessiales, Symbiodiniaceae.
AUGGCUGAAGCAAAUGGCGAUGCAGGUGGGCAGUCUGGAUCUUGGUAUCGGGUGCCUACAUGGGAUGGAAGCCCAGCUACAUGGCGUGAGUUUAGAAGAGAGAUGAAAUGGUGGCUUCACAGUCUGGAUCUGAAGAGCACUGCAAAGUAUAACUUAGCUGCCAGGUGGUUGAUUCGUCAGACAGGAAUUGUUCGUCAACGAGGCGAAGAAUUCGAUCCGGAUGAACUGGCAUACAAGCCGGCAGAGAUGGGGGUGGAUCCAGAGAGCGGCGAAGAAGUUGAAUUAGUUCCUGCUGAUUACCUUUGUGGGUUGAAUAAGCUUCUGAAUGCGCUGGAAUCCAUUAAUGGAAGGACACAGCUUGACAAGCGAGGUGAACUUAGACAACAAUUCUAUGUGGACCUUCGUCGAAAAGCUGGUGAGCGUACUUCUGAGUUUUCAACCAGAUUUCGGACACUGGUAGCUGAUUUGAAGUCCGAGGGUGUAAUCAUCCAGGAUGCUGAGUUGGGUUGGUUUCUUCGAGAGAAAUUGGGACUGGACCCACUGAGGCGUCAACUUCUGGAUACAGCCCUGCAAGGCGAUGAAUCGUAUGGCCGAAUCGAAGCUGAGAUUCUACGCUUGUUCAAGGAUCUUCAUCAGUCUGAUCCUCUUUACCGCAAAGCUCCACAGGAUGGGUUCAGACCGAAGUUGACAGUGCGAAGAAUGUUUGAUUUCAACAGAUCUGGCGGUGUUUCAAGUGCUACAUCCACGGCUCCAAGUCGGUCCUUGCCGAGCUCUUCUGGGUCCUCUUGGAAGAGACCUAUGUCUGCUGCAGCUUCAUCGGUGGGAUAUCGCCGAGCUCUUGUAACUGAAGCUGAGCAAGAGCCUGAAGCUGAGGUUGAUGAAGUGUAUGAGACGGCCGCUGAGGAGCCGGUUGCAGAAGAUGCUCCUGCGUUGGAGGAGUAUCUGAUGAAUGAAGCUGAGGUGUUUGCUGCGGAGUUGAAAGAUGCUGAAGAAUGCGGCAUCGAUGCUCAGGUGCUCGAAGAACUUGAGGCAGACUUCGAGCAGGCGGCAGAGACGCUGGUGACCAUGAAAGAGGCCCGUUCGAGGCUGAAUGAAAUUCGAAAGGAUAGAGGCUUCAACAAAGGUGGACCUGGAUCGACAAAAGGCAAUGUGAAUGUGCCUUCUUCCAAGAAGGCCAGUGGAAAACAUCCGUGCUUCGACUGCGGAUUGCAUGGACAUUGGGCCGGAGACAAAGAGUGUCAACAACCAGGUGCCGGUUUGGCUCGAAAGACUUCAGUUGCGGCGGCAAAGCAGAAGCCACGUCAAGUUCGCAUUAGUGAAGCAUGCCAUGCAGAUCAUCUUCCUGAUGGCCAUAUUGAAAGUGAUCCCAAGGUUGAUUUGGUUGGUAAGUCUCAAGAUCUACAUGAAGCUUCCGUUGUUUCUCAUGAUGGUUUAUUUGGGAUGCCCCUUGACCAAGCACUGUUUGCCACCACUCCAUCGAGAGAGCAUUCCACUUUGGCAUCUGUAUCGACACUGCAGGUUUUGGCCGACGAUAAACAUCUCGUCGGGGCCCUCGACAGCGCUUGCAACAGGACCUGUGCUGGACCUCAGUGGUUAGAUGGAUACAUGUUAGAGCUGCGUCGAAUGUCACCAUCCUGGAUUAUGGACUUGAUUGAAUCUCAUGAUGAACAAGAGAAUUUCAGAUUUGGCAAUGGGGGUUUGGUGACAUCAAGCAGACGAUGGAGGGUUCCGGCAUUGGUGAGUGGCAAGUUGAUUUUGAUUUGGAUCAGUGUGGUACCAGUUGGCACUUUGGGAUGUUUGUUGGGUCGUGAUUCUUUAGAUGCAGUUGGAGGUGUAUUGGAUUUUGCAGCGAAAACCUUACAGUGCACCUUUCUUUCAGCUGAAGUCCCUCCGCAAAGGUUGGACCAGAUGAGCGCUGGACACUUCAUUCUGCCACUGAUUCCAAAAGGAUGGCCGAGGGCUAUUUCGGGUCGUUGGCGGAAGUGCGGUCUUGAUGGAAUCAUUGAGUUGCAGAUGGCUCCACAGCAGUGGUUGGAUCGAAAGUUGUCAUCUCGUAUUUCAUCUAGCAGUGUUUGCAGUCAUGAUCAGAUGAUAGCUGAAGAUUGUGGUUCUGCAGCAGCAGUGCAUGAAGUGUUGUCGGCAAAUUGUGAUUUCGUGGUUCAAGACAUGUCAGUCCUGACUGAUCACGAUUCCUCCCGUCAACAUCCUCUCCAAGAAGUUUGCUAUGCUGACCCCCGGGAUCUUUGCGAAGUACGCCAACGAGGAGCCAGGUUGGGCUUCGCAGUGUACCGAUGGCGCCGCUUCAUCAUGAGGCUCCUCGGAAGGUACGCCUGGCACGCCCAAAGUUUGCAGUUGUGGCUUUUGCAGCGAUCCUAUUUGCGGUUCUUGCCAUUUCCAUACCCUUCGAUCGCCUCGGUCGAGGAUUGGAAGUUUCAGGCAAAGACCAUGGCCGAUCAACUGGUUAUGGUGCCGGAUGAUUGGCGUCGAGCUCGAGACAUGGAUUUGUUCACGUCUCAGAACCUCCUGGAAAUGUCUCGGUUUCGAGAUCGAGUCGGCUGGAAGUUUGCCUUCAUGGAGGACUCCAUUCUGAGCGGCUUGAUGGCUGUCAAAGCAACUCGUGGUGUCUCCACCAAACUGAAGACAGCAGCUUUGGCCGAAGCUCGAAUGAGUGUGGAAAAGGAGAAGAAACAAGGCCAGCAGAUGGAGGCCGCAAGGGAGCUCAUUGGUCCUCGCGGCGGGCUUCCAACCUUGAAAACCGAUUUGAUCAAGUUGGCCCUCCUUUGCGAUGUGGAAGUCAAGGAGUCCGACACCGUGCCCAUGCUACAAGCCAAGAUUCGCCCUGUGGUUGCCACAAUUCGAAAUGCAGAACCAAAGACCGCCGCAAAAGCUUCAACACGGUCUUCAAAGCCCGAGGUGUCUACAACCAGGGAGUUGACUUCACAGGCAGCCGGAUCGGAGCAACCAGCAGUCGAAUCCAUGAGGUCAAUGUCACCGGAAUUGAUGACCCAAGCUCAGAUGUCGACCAUGCUGGACAGCAGGUUGCACAGCGCAAUCUUGGAGCAAGAUCAACGACUGCAGACGAUGAUGGCCCAAGUCAUGGUUCACAUCGAGGAGCGCUUCAAGCACAUGCCUCAGGUGAAGAUUCAAACAGCAGCCAAUGUGAAGCCUGGAGUUCGUCAGAUGAUAACCCAGGCAUGGCAGCGUCAUCGCCGAGACCAAUUGGCUGUUUCCACAAAUGCUGCUGAGAUCAAUGAGAUCUUCCAUACUACAUGGCUGUCUGAGAUGAAGGAAUUUGCCAAUGAAAGCUUUGUCACUGUGAUAGAUCUGCCCAAUCCUUUUGUCACAGAGGUCUACACCGACACAGAGCCCAUUGCAAAAGCAGCUGUUCGUGCUGGCCUCAACGUUGGUGAAAAUUUGACUUUGGCCUCUGGAUGGGAUUUUCAUUUGAAAUCUCAUCGGCAAGCAGCUUUGCAGCGACUGCGCAGGGAGAAGCCCUAUGCGGUGAUCCUGGCAUUUCCUUGUGGGCCUUGGUCUCCACUGCACCAUUUGAAUCCGCCGUUGGAUUUAUCGGCGAUGCGUGCAGCUAGCUUGGAGCUCAUUGAGUUUGCGAUUGAAGUGGCCGACCUACAAUCACGCCAAGGUCGACAUUUUCUCAUGGAAAAUCCCAAGCCAUCACUGGCCUGGAAGCAACCUUGCUUGAAGAAGUUCUUGGAACGUCCUGGCUGCCUUUCCAUUGAUGUGGACAUGUGCCGAUUUGGACUUAAAGGACCUGGAGGUGGACUGCAUAGGAAAAGCACAAAACUGGUCACACGGGCGCAGGCUUUGAUAUCACACUUCAUUGGUCGGACUUGUCAACGAGACCAUGAACAUGAGCCUGUGAUUGGUGGAAGCAAGAUCACCAGCGCGGCUGGCCACUACUCCAAAGCCUUUUCUGAGGCAGUGAUCAAGGCAUUUCAAGAUCAGUUUGACUUUGAGACUUUGCAGUGUUUCCAGAAUCAGCCCGACUCCAAAGAAUCACCCGAAGAUGAUGAAGUUGAGGUGAAUCUUGUGGACUUUGAAGCCCUUGGACUUGAGGCUGGUGAAUCGGAUGAUUCCUUGGAAGUUGGUCCGCUUGACGAAAAGCUGGUGAUUCCCUCAGAGAUCAAAAAUGCUGUGUAUCGUUUGCACACCAAUACAGGGCAUCGGUCACCAAAGAGACUGGCUCGUGCUUUGUUGAUUUCUGGAGCUCCACAUGCCGCAGUUGUAGCAGCGAAGAAUCUGCAGUGCUCCAUAUGCAAAGAGCGUCGCAGUCCAAAGCCUCGACCUCCUGGUGGAUUGCCCCCUCCUCGAGAAGUUGGACAGCAGAUUCAUGUGGAUUUGGUUUUGCUUGAAGAUUCGUUGCGAAGGAGCUAUGUGAUAGCUCAUGCCACAGACAAUGUUUCACGCUAUCAAGCUGCCAAGGUCAUCAAGGACAAAUCCACUGCUUCAGUGAUUCAUUUUUUGAAGACCCACUGGCAACCGCUUUUGGGUUGGCCGCAAACCAUAGUAGCUGACCAAGGACGUGAAUUCAUCAGCGCUGAGUUUGGUGAUUGGUGUGACUCUCAGUCGAUAUACCUGUAUCAUAUUGGCGUUGGUGCUCCCUGGCAGAAUGGUGUGGCUGAGAGGAGUGGUGGAACCCUAAAAGCCUUGGUUGGUGCUAUCACUCAAUCCAAUGCUGUUUCAACUUUUGCAGAGAUGGAAGAAGCAGUUGGUGAGGCGGUGAUGGCAUACAACAGCGACAUCAACGAGCAUGGUGUGGCGCCCAUUCAACUUGUGACUGGAAGGAUUCCAACUCCUGUUGGUGAUGUCCUCAACAACUUUUCCAAAAGGCUGGUGGAACACUCCUUGCUGGAAAGCUCUACAAGUCUUGAACGGCAGCUUGCAGUUCGUCAGACAGCCCGCCUUGCCAUGCUGCGAUUGCACUACAGUCGUGGGCUGCGACAGCCAGAAUUGGCUCGCUCACGCGAAAGCGUGGCUGUCGAAGCUCCCCAACCAGGAGAUUUGGUGUUCUUUUGGAGAGCUCAGAAAUACCAGUCGAGAAAAGAUGGAGGAACACCUGGAACUCCGUCACGCCGUCGCCUUCAACUCAAGCGAUGGCAUGGCCCAGCUUUGUUGGUGGCUCGUGAAGGACGAGAUGGUGAUGAGUUUUCAUCCAAUUGCUUUGUGUCUUUCAGAGGUCAGUUGACCAAAUGCCCAACAGAGCAUGUCAGAAAGGCUUCAUCUUUGGAAAGUAUCGCUGCAGGAUCGUGGGAAGCUGCCAUUGAUGAGGUGAUACAAGCUGCAGUUAGAGAUGCAUCUAACCGCGAGCAACCUUCCGUCAACCCUGGAGCGGUACCACCUGAGGUACCGAUGGACUUUCUCCAGGAGAGGUUGUCGCAGCACUGCAACCAGCUGCAAGCGGUCAAGUCUCUUCAGGUUACCGUGCCAAGCUCUCCAACACCGUCCCUGCGAAGCAAUGUUCUUGCGAGAGCGCGACAACUUGAUGAUGAAGCUCGUGGGCAGAAGCGUGCUGCAGACGAUGCCUUGUCACCCGGGCAAGUUUCUCCCACUGAUGCAGGUGAGCAAGGUGAACAUGUACCAGCUCAUGAAGUUCCAGUUCCGGCUGAUGAGCAAGCAACGUUUGAAGUUUGUGCGGGUCUGACGAUGACUCAUGAUCAGAUCCAAGCUCUUGCGGCUGAGCGUACAGAUGUGCAUCCUUUGCUGAGAUUGGCAUGUCUGGCCGAUUUGGAUCGUAGAGAGUAUCAGUGGAGCAAGAUGGACAGUGAGCAGAAGAAACUCUGGGGAGAUGCAGCCUUGACUGGUUGGAAUGCAUACAUUGACAACCAGGCCAUUCAAGUUCUUAGUGUUCAAGAAAGUGAUCGAGUUCGCAAGGACCUUGCAAGGCGCAAAGAACUGGAUCGCAUAUUGGUGCCUCGAUUUGUCUGCACAGACAAGAAUGAUGGAUUGCGCACCAAGAGUCAUCCACUGCCAGUGAAGGCCAGCAGCAGAUUGGUGGCGCCUGGCUUUCAAGAUCGUGCAAAUCUUGAGGGCACUUUGAGACGAGAUUCACCAACAGGGUCUCGUCUUUCACAACACCUUUUGUUCGCCAUCGCUGCAUGGAAUCAUUUGUGGACUUUGAUAUCUGCUGAUGUGAAGUCUGCCUUUCUAAAGGGCGAUCCCUAUGUUGAUCGAGAGCUCUAUCUCACCAAGACCAAGGAGAAGAUGUCUCCACCCUUACCAAUUGGUCCUGGACAGCUCUGCAGAGUUUUGAAAGGGAUUUUUGGAUUGUCUGAUGCACCCAGACAAUGGUGGUUGCGGCUGUCUCGAUCGAUGCGAUCUCAUGGAUGGCGCCGCAGUAUCAUUGAUGCGGCAUCUUGGUUCUUUUGGGAGAUUGUUGAUGGAGUUGAUCGACUUGCUGGCAUGAUCGUGGCACACGUGGAUGAUUUGUUAUUCACUGGCAACAGCAAAGCUGAGCAAUCAUUGCGUGCGAUUGGCGCAGAGCUCGGUUUCGGUUCGCUGGAUGUUGGAAGCUUUACAUGGUGUGGCAAACACAUCCGCCGUGCAGAAGACCAUACUAUACGUUUGAGUAUGACUGCAUACCAUACGAAUUUGACUGAGGUUGUGAUUGCGAAGCAUCGGAAAUCAAACCCUGAAGAUGCACUGGACAAGUUUGAACUCAAACAGUUGCGUGCCCUUCUAGGCAGCUUGCAAUGGUUGGUGGCACAGAUUCGAUUUGACAUGUCAUUCUGUGUUUCAUCUCUUCAAGGUGAAAAUCCUCCAACAAUAGGAACCUUGAUCCGCGCCAAUGCAGCUGUCCGAGAGUUCAAGCGCACUGGCAACUUUGAGCUUGUGUUCAGGCCCAUCGACUACAUGUCGGCGGGUAUUUGCAUUGUUUCAGAUGCGGCCCUGGGCAAUGUCAAGCUGAACGGAUCAGCAGUUGGUUCCCCUACAGAGCGUGUUUACUCUCAAGCUUGCUAUUUCUGUUUGCUUUGUGAAGACACAAUGCUUCAAGGAAAACAAGGUUCUUUCAACAUCCUGGAUGCUCGCUCGCAUCGAAUUCCGCAAGUUUGCAGGUCUACGUACAGUGCAGAAACCCUUGCAGCAGAAGAAGCUAUGGAUGUUGGGCAACUGUUUAGAGGCAUGAUUGCCAUGGUUCGUGUGAAGGACCUCACGGAGAAGGAAGCUGAUGCAGCCUCCGAUGCCAUUAGCAUGGUAACCGUGGUGGAUGCCAAGGAUGUCCAUGACAAGGGGAAUUCGGAUACCAGCAGUUUCGGUUCUCAGAAGUCAUUGGCAUUUUCCAUUGCAUGGAUGCGAAGUGUUCUUCGAAGACCAAAUACAGCUCUGAAAUGGACUGCUACUGAAAACAUGUGGGUUGAUGCUGGCACGAAGGAAAUGGACUUGAGUCACCUUCGGAAAAUCAUGGAGAUGGGAUCUUGGUGUAUCACCUACUCCCCGCAGUUUGUCAAGCAGGUGUUCAAAGCCCGGACGGCUAAGCCUUUGGUGAAGUCUUCAACAUGCGUUGAAUUCCCGGAGUGAUGCUAGAUGGUAAUGAUCCUGUUUUGCCAUACCUGCAGAGCCUCUGCGAGAAGCGUGGGUGGCAUAUGCAGAAUGGUGUAGGAAUCCAAGUAGCUCACAAUGCGAAGUCAUUUAGAUCUCCAGAGCCCAGGUUUUCACCAGCGGAAUUUCCUCUUAGGAGCAGCUUUGGCCGAUUCAUUCAUGCUGACGGUCAGAUCGAAUGGCGUAGGAUUGAGGCAGGAAC